UCUUUCGUCAGUUGUCUUUCAGACCUCGAAGUCGAUAGUCACGCCAGUAUUUUGGUCAUACAGAAAUCCCCCUCACCCCCAAAAAAAUUUGUUUGAACUGCCGUGUAAAAAGUAGUUCAUCGAUUCUUGUUCUUCGUUUGUGAAAAUUUACAAAUUAAAGAAUGUGUGCCAAACCGACUUUUGGAAACGAGAAAACGGUGGAAGGAGGGCCAUUUGAUGAAGAACAUCUUGAAAGCAAAAAAAACACAGACCCAGAAAGUAAACCGCAGUACGCGGGCGGGAACGGCAAAAGCCGAAGCCGAAGGAAGCUAAAGAAGGCCAUCGGCGUCGCCGCCAUUUUAUUGAUCUUCGUCUUCGUCUUCGUCUCUGUCGCAAUCUACCUCCUGAAUGUAAAGGGCUGGAGUCACCCGCUGACGCCGGUCAUCAAACCGCCAACUUACUUAUUCAAUUCUUCAUACGAAGCAGCUGGAAAUCCUGUGCCCAGCACGACGACCAUUCACAACCAGCCGGUGGUUGACAGUAAAAAUGAGGUGACGCCAUUCGUUUCAGAUGAUGACGUCAUCAUCGAGACCCCUGCAUUGGCAGCCAACACGGAUAAGGCUUUCGGCCAAUUGCCAUCCGAUCCAGCCGUACCUGUUGUUUUACUCCCGGGAUAUACGCCGUCCAUCAGUUCGGAAUCGACUAUCUCAACGACGUUAGCCGAUGACAACGUCAUUUCAGAGUGGCCGGAGGUAUCGACGAUCCCAGUUACAGAACAAGACACGAGUGGUUUCGUUCCCGUUCAAACGGAAGUGGAUCUUGACUACAAGCAGGAACAAUCGACCGACUCGCAAACGGAAGCUAUUUCGGAAAUGGUGCCCGCUAAACCGGUAGACGCAAUUCCGGCCGUUGACACGGCGCCCUGGAAGCCCAUUGAUGGAAGCGUCGUUGUUCCUCCUGUCAAAAAGGAAUAUAAAGUUCAAAAUCGAUCCAUUGUCGAUAUAAAAUCAUCGGUAGAUUCGCAGCGAUCGUUGUCAUCCGACGAAAAGGAGAACCGCAUCAUUGAGGUGGAAACGGAAGAUCGCGUCCGCACUUCGAAACCGACAGUUUCUUCCACAUCCACCGAACCAUCUCCGUCCAAUGUUUCCCUGCAUUCCGUUCAACCGCAGACGCCGGUUAUCAAACUGCCAACUUACACAUUCCAUUCUUCAUACAAAGCAGCAGGAAAUCCUGUGCCCAGCACGACGACCAUUCCCGUCCAGCCGUUGGUUGAAAGUAAAAAUGAGGCGACGCCAUUCGUUCCAGAUGAUGACGUCAUCAACGAGACCCCUGCAUUGGCAGCCAACACGGAUGAGGCUUUCGGCCAAUUGCAAACCGAUCCAGCCAUACCAGCUGUUUUACUCACGGAUUAUACGCCGUCCAUCAGUUCGGAAUCGACUAUCUCAACGACGUUAGCCGAUGACAACGUCAUUUCAGAGUGGCCGGAGGAAUCGACUAUCCCAGUUACAGUACAAGACUUCACUUCGAAACCGACCGUUUCUUCCACAUCCACCGAACCAUUUCCGUCCAAUGUUUCCCUGCAUUCCGUUCCGGCUUCCUCGCAAUGCAUCCGCCGUCAGUUGCACUUUUGCCGCGGAGUUUUGCCUUAUUUGGAAACGACCCUUCCGAACUUCGUGGGGGACACAACAGAAAGAGAACGGAAUCUCACCGUGCCUUUUAUUGAAAGCAUCGUUGAAUCUGAAUGCCAUCCUCGAGUGAAACAAUACGCUUGCGCCGCCCUAGAACCACCGUGCCGUGACGGCGGAAUUAGUUUACCGCCCUGUCGUCAAUUCUGCCACGCUGUUGCCGAAGGAUGUAAUGAUCAAGUAUACUGGGCAUUAAAUUAUUCACAAUUUUUGAAUUGCACUCUAUGCCCAGAGUCGAACGACCCGAAUAUUUGUUUCAACUUCUUGAUACCUGGAGGCAACGGAACGGACUGAAAAGGGAAUGUUCGAAUCGGAUUCACGUCUAACCCGACAUGAAAGAUGUGUCCGGAUUCAUUUUUAUUUGGCGUCUUUUUUUAAUAAUUUUGUAUUAUCUUAUUCAAAAAUUGUUCAUAUUGUUUUCAGGAUCUUACAUGCCAUUCGAAUAUUCAAUGGCACAAAAUCGUGGCUCAAAAUCGGGGAACAAAAUGUUUUUUAAAACUUAUUUCUUUUAUAAAAAUGAAUUUACUUAGGUACUCUGAAAUUCUCAUUAAUAUGACCACCUAGUGUUCAAGAAAGACGCUUAUUUCCGCCUAUACGCCAUUUGAUGCAUUUUUGAAUUGCAAUGCCUGAGUAUUUUUUUUUACCAUUUCUAUCUAAAACAUUUUUGGCCCGUCCAGUGAAAUUUGAGCCCUCCAAUUGGUCCAAGUUGUUUUUUUCCCACAUCGACCCUUCAUUUUUUUCUGCUCUUUGAAACAUUCCCUGUCUCUGCCCGCAAAAAUUCUCUCUGUCGUUGCCCUUCAAGUCUCACUUCAGGGCCAAAUUUUGCGCAAAAAAUUCAGCUAAAGGGAAUUUUAGUAUUUAAAAAAAGUCCAUUUUUGCGUGAAUUUAUAUUUUAAAUUCACUUCAGCGCAAAAAUGCGCCUUUCGUUUUUUGCCGUGUACUUAUUGACCAAAUGGCACACUCUUCAGGGAAAAUCCCAAUAUUUGGUACAUUGGUGAAUUCUGAUUUAAUAAAAGAACUUUAAACAA
Molecule: messenger RNA, 2692 nt
Organism: Daphnia magna
Lineage: Eukaryota; Metazoa; Arthropoda; Branchiopoda; Diplostraca; Daphniidae
Product: cell surface glycoprotein 1
Exons: 5
Coding region: 162-1958 (598 amino acids)
Biological process (GO): canonical Wnt signaling pathway; non-canonical Wnt signaling pathway
Cellular component (GO): plasma membrane
Molecular function (GO): Wnt-protein binding; Wnt receptor activity
Source: RefSeq, a predicted model, not a curated record